This is a messenger RNA of Penaeus vannamei (Pacific white shrimp), 975 nucleotides long. The record is from RefSeq and is a predicted model, not a curated record. NCBI's taxonomy places the organism in Eukaryota, Metazoa, Arthropoda, Malacostraca, Decapoda, Penaeidae.
AUGGCGCCCAUGUUCUGCACGAAGCUGUUUAACUGGAAGCCGAAGGGCAAGAAGGACGGGGGUCCCCGGCCGCACUUGGACACCGUCUUCCCCGAGCCGCAGGACGAGGGGGAAGCGUGUCCCUAUUGGACCCACGUGGCAUGCAAUCCCCCGCCGCCUCCGCCCUCCCGCCCGCACACGCCCACUCACGCCCGUACCCAGCCGACGCCGCCGCCCCUCCCCCCGCACCACCCUGGCAGCCCUGUGCACCAUCAGCCGCAGCCCCGCUCCCCAGCCACACACCGCCGUGCCCACGCCCGAAACCACCUUCCGUAUGGCUACAGCAGCACCUACAACAGCCCCUACCAGAGCCCACACCAAAGCCCAGGCCCCAACAGCCCAGUCAACCACAGCCCACACCACUUUACCCCCAUCCACCACAGCCCUGCACACUGCAGCCCCGCGCACUGUAGCCCUGUGCAUCCUAACCAAGGCUACAACAGCCCAGUCCACGUGAACCAAGGCUACAACAGCCCAGUCCACGUAAACCAAGGCUAUAAUAGCCCGGUCCACGUCAACCAAGGUUAUAACAGCCCGAUCCGCCAGAGCCCGAUCCACACUAAUCAAGGAUGCAACAGCCCGGCCCACCAAAGCCCAGUGCAUCACAGUUCCGGCUACAACAGCCCGGUCCACGUCAACCAAGGCUACAACAGUCCGAUUCACCCCACCCCGGUCCACCCGAGCCCGGUGUACCCGAGCCAGAACUACAACAACACGAUGCACCACCGCGGCUACAUUCUGGAGAGCAACUACUGCCAGCCGCUGCCGCCGCCCCCGCCGCAGCGACCGCCGCCUCCGAUACCGGGAACUGAAGGUAAAGUAUGGGAUUGGAUUCUCAAGGUUCAUUCGAUGAUUACUCAAUUAGCUUUUUUCCAGUCCCUUUCGUCCGCGACCAAAGUAAAUGCAAUGCAAGCAGAUGCUGAUGAUAAAAAAUAG